Molecule: messenger RNA, 837 nt
Organism: Pocillopora meandrina
Lineage: Eukaryota; Metazoa; Cnidaria; Anthozoa; Scleractinia; Pocilloporidae
Source: the annotation of a GenBank genome assembly
AUGGUGGACAGCUUCAAAAGUCUUCAUAAGCACUUAGAAAACAUCAGCCAAAUCGCUAAUGGUAAGUCAUUCCUCAGCUGUUCCUCAGCUGCACCGUUACAGGAACCUGGGUACAGCAGUUUAGGAAAUUCUGUUACUCAUUUCGUCCCGGAAAAUGGAGAUCGUCCAGAAUCUCCAAAUUUCCUUAUCCUUCUCACAGACGGAAAUACACACAAGGCCUCAGAGCCGUUCGAUACCGCGAUCACUCAACCCCCAUGCAAAUCACAUAUUUAUGUAACCCUGGUGAAGAAGUAGUUAAGCCUCUCACUCCUAGAAGUGAUUAGUAUGUAGCUUCUCCCAAUAAUAUCCAUAUAUUAACCUACACACAGGUUAUAAGAAUACUCAACUAAUCAGUUGAAGGGUGUUAUCCUGAUCCAACACAAAAUUCUCGUAACUAAUUUACAAGAAGAUGUGUUGCAGCUAGAGGGGAGAAUUAAGAUUCAGAUCUUGGGACUUAAAGGGUUAAGUGAGAAUGGUGACCUAUCUGAUUUUCAAGUUUCACGAGCUCUAUACUCGGCAGUGUUCGGUUCCCUUGUUAAUUUUUUUUUUCAUUAUCGCGUCUGAAAUUAGCAAACAUCAAGGAGUCGAGUAUUAAGCCCAAAGCAAACAAGGAUAGCUUAGGUUGAAAAGGUUAGAAAAUAUUGGAAAUGAAAAGUUGAUUUACGCUCAAUUUUUGAAGAUGCACAAAUCUUGACUUGACUCCAAAAUGUUCCAUUUGCUUUAUAUUUCUCUAAAUCAUUUUUUAGUCUCACCGAGUAUCAUCGCCAAGCCAACGGACAAAAUUAUUACCGAGGGUAA